Messenger RNA from Periophthalmus magnuspinnatus, 7046 nucleotides. RefSeq names its product germinal-center associated nuclear protein. Gene Ontology annotation, molecular function: RNA binding. The record is from RefSeq and is a predicted model, not a curated record. NCBI's taxonomy places the organism in Eukaryota, Metazoa, Chordata, Actinopteri, Gobiiformes, Gobiidae. The coding region runs from base 304 to 6900 and encodes 2198 amino acids. The transcript is spliced from 29 exons. Gene Ontology annotation, cellular component: nucleus; cytoplasm; transcription export complex 2. Gene Ontology annotation, biological process: mRNA export from nucleus.
GCCGCUGAGAAGUAACGUCUAACAGCCGUGUUUUUUCUCAUUAUUAGUGCUUGAGUAUAUCAUAUAAGUACAAUUGUUCAUUAUACGAACCAUAUUGGAUAAGAUAUGCCGCUUUUGAUUACUUUUACACUCAAAUUUAACCCGUGAGCCGUGUUUUUCGGUUGUUUACUCGCUGCUCGAAAGUGCUCUGCUGUUUUUGGGAUCAUGCUGUUCGUGUAAACAACUCACGAAUCUUAUUAUUAUUAUUAUUUUUUAAAUUCUCCUGCGGAUUCGUAAAGGAGUACUGUUUUAUUUAGACCAAUAAUGAAUCCAUCGAACCCGUUUGGAAGUGCCCAAAGCGGUGCGUUUCAAGCCCCAAGUAACGCCGUCAAACCGGGGCCGUUCCAGCCAGUUUUUGGGCAACAGAGCUCGAGCCAGCCGCAGCAGCAAAACAUGGGCUUCUUCGGGUCUGGAUUCGGACAAACUUCGUCUUCCGGCGUCUUUGGACAUGCCCCUGCGUUCGGUCAACCCGCCGCCACCUCCCAGCCGGUGCUAACGUUCGGGCAAACGUCUUCCGCCCCGCAGCAAGCCCCCGUGUUCGGACAAGGCUCCACCGCCGCCCAGCCACCUCCGGCGUUCGGACAAGCAACUACAACCCCGCUACCAGCUCCGAUGUUCGGGCAAUCCUCCAGCACGACCCCGCAGCAAGCUCCUCCAGCGUUCGGCCCGCAGACUGGUUCUGUUUUCGGAGGCGGCAGUGGACAAAACGCCGCGCAGGGUUCGGUUUUUGGACAGGCGCCGUCUUUUGGAGCCACUUUUGGACAGUCUGGCGGGUUUGGACAGGGGUUUGGUGGACACGCGAGCGCUUUCGGGGCGCAGCAAACCCUGCAAUUUGGGCAAAGUUCCACGUCAAGUUCAGCGCUCAGUUUUGGGCAGCCUGUUUUCGGGCAACCGACCACUACUGCGCCAACUACGAGCAUCUUUGGGGCGUCUUCAUCCAAUGCCAGUCAAAGCACGUCCGAGUUUAGCUUUAAACCAGCAAACGAGGCUGUAUUUAAACCGAUUUUUAGCGCAAGCACCGAAUCCACGACUACAACCACGUCCAAUUCAGCCUUCGGAGGAGGAGCGCAGCCAGCUUUGACAGCAUCCUCGUCCUCAGGUCUUUUUUCAAGCGUCAAACCUGGAACUGGUGGCUUUACUUUUUCCCAGCCCGCCGUCUUACCCGUGGCCCAACAACCCACAGCGUCCACUUCGAGCACUGCGCCCACAACCGCUUUGCAAUUCACAUUUUCGCAGCCUGCAACUCCCAACAAGGCCACUUCAAAUGUCACCCAGCCCACAACCCCGUCGUCCUUCACGUUUACCUCCAAAACUGUCCAGACGCAGUCAAAACCACCGUUUGGACCGAGCAAAUUCGGGCAAACUUUUGGAGAGGCGAAAGACAAAGCAGCGGGCGACAAGGAGAGCAGCGUGGAGCCGACGACGGAGACAAACGUGUUCGCCAGACUCGGCAAAGCGACGAAGCGCAAAGAUGACGCGCCCGGAUCGAGCGUCGGGAAGGAGGUGACCGAGGAGGAGACCGCGGGGGAGACGGACGCACCGAGACAGCCUCCCAAGCGGCCUCUGGUGCGCAGCCGCGGCCCUCCUCCCGGGCUGUUCGGCCGGGCUCUGAGCGGACUGCGCAGGGAGACGUCAGGAGCGCCCAAAAGAGAAGCGAAGGAGCAGGUUUGGGACGGGGCCGAGGGAGGGGAGACGGAGCGGCAGAGGGCAGCCACCCCCCCGACAACCUCAGCACCGCGAGUGGCCAGGGAGACUGCAGAGAGGCCGGAGGGGACAGAGCCGUCCUCCUCCUCUUCCUCCUCCUCCGCGGCGUCGCUCUUCUCCUCUCCGUCCUCUUCCUCCUCGCGUCUCGGAUCUCGCCGGGAAAGCACGGACUCGCUCGGUGGCCUGUCCCCGAACGACUGCACCGCGCUCCACAUCAAACACGUACCCCCCGACCUCAAUGUUAAAAAGGUCCUGGAGAAACACUUCGGCGGCUUCGGCAAAGUGCGGCGCGUCUACUGCAAACCGCAGCAGAACUCCGCCGUUGUGCACUUCGACGACCAUGCGUCAGCCGCGAGAGCGAAGAAGAAGGGACAGUUUCUCCACCAACAUAAACUCAUCCUCCUGUGGCAGAAGAAGAAACAGAGUCCCGGGGACCUGAGGGCCAGAGGACAGACAGGACAGACAGGACAGCAGCAGCAGGACGCAGGGGGGAAGAGGGACGAGGAGCAGAUCCAAUCCAAAGUGUCGUCUCCUCUGAAGAGACCCGCCCUCAGACCGCCCACCUUCAGCAGCAGCUCUGGGACCUUCAGCUCUCCGGUGAAGAAGUCCCCGAUGGCUCGCUCUCUCCAGUUUGAAGACCCCUCGAGAGAGUCCGGCGCAGAUUCAGAAGUCUCAGACCUGUAUGUGUUUCGCACCGUAGACCGCCUAGAACGCACUGCGGACCGCCUAGAAAGCACCGGAGAGCGCGGUAUAGAACGCACUACAGACCACAUAGAACGCACUGUGGACCGCCCGACGGACCGCCCAGUCCCCUCGUCCCUGCUCCACCUGAUCGGACAGACGGCUGAGACCGCAGAGGAGAAAUACAGACUGCUGGAGCAACGGGACAAGAUACUACGGCAAGGGCGACCGAAGAGGGCGGAUCUGAACCUGUCCAAAGCUUUCGUUGGGACCUGUCCUGACAUGUGUCCAGAGAAGGAGAGAUACAUGAGAGAAACCAGGAACCAGCUGAGCGUCUACGAAGUCCUCCCAAACACGGAGAUGGUGGACCACGGCGCCGCCAUAAAAGAGUACAGCCGCUCCUCCGCAGACCAGGAAGAGCCUCUGCCACACGAGCUCAGGCCGCUCCCGGUCCUGACCCGGACCAUGGACUACAUCGUGACCCAGGUCCUGGACCAGGGCCAACUGCAGGACAACUACAGGGACUGGUACGACUUUGUGUGGAACCGCACCAGAGGCAUACGCAAGGACAUCAUCCAGCAGGACUUGAGUUGCCCCGAUACCGUCGCUCUGAUCGAGAAGUGCACCCGGUUUCACAUUCACUGCGCUCACCAGCUCUGCGAGGAACACCUGUCCGCCUUCGACCCAAAGAUCAACAACGAGAACAUGACCAAGUGCCUCCAGAGCCUCAAGGAAAUGUACCAGGACCUGUCCACCAGAGGAGUCUACUGCCCCCGAGAGGCCGAGUUCAGGCAGUACAAGAUCCUGCUCAAUCUCAACGAGGGCGACAUACUACGGGAGGCGCAGCAGUUACGCCCUGAGGUCCGUAACUCCGUGGAGGUGAAGUUUGCCGUCCAGGCGUUCAGCGCGGUCAGCAACAACAACUUUGUCCGAUUCUUCAAACUGGUCCAGUCCGCGUCCUACCUGUCCAGCUGCCUGCUCCACGGAUACUUCAACCAGGUGCGCUCUCGGGCUCUGAAGACGCUGAACAUGGCGCACACGGUCGGGCCGCGCUCCACCACGUUUCCUCUCGACGACAUCGUCCGGAUGUUGAUGUUUCGAGACGGAGACGAAGCUUCGGCUUUUAUUCAGCAAUACGGACUGAACGUCAGCGAUGGCGUGGUGGAGCUGAGCCGGACCAGUUUCCAGGACCCGGAGCUUCCCAUUUCGUCUCACAGGUCACAGGUCGUCAUGUCCAAACGCAGCGUCCUGAUCGGUGAAGUGGUGAACGGGGGGCCGCUCCCAAAUCCUCCCCAGCACACCCCAGUCUGCAGCUUCGACGCGCAGAACAAGUACAGAGACGUCGCCGAGGCAACGCUGUUUAAAGUCGCCACCUCCAGACCUCCAGCUCCAGAGGCCGAGGCGUCGCCGGAGCGCACCCCGGACAGGCGCUCCGUGUUCGGGGCAGUGCUGGUGCAGUCGGCCCCUCCUCCGUCUUUAGCAGAGGAGACCGGGGAGUCCGCUCGUUUUGUCCCGGCACCAGAGAGGCAGUUCCAGCCGAUCUCACAGCCCUCUCCCCCUCCCCCUGCUCCAGCUCCAGUCAAAGCCCCCACUCCUCCACCUCCCAAACCCGUCUACAGCGAAGAGGAGAUCGAAGCAGAGUUGAAUCGUGUAGUCGAGGAGGUCGUCGACGCUGCAGUGAAGGAAACGGCUGAAGCUGCUGCUCGCUACGCCGCCGCUGCUCUGGAGGUGAGCUCUGAGCAGGUGGAGUCUCUCGUCGCUGAAGUGACCGUGAAUCUUCUGAAGGAGAUUUCUGUGACUGAAAUCAAACUGGAACAAGAUCGAAUCGCAGACGAGAAACGGCGCAUGGAGGAAGCCAGGAGGAAGCAGGAACACGAGGCCUUCCUGGUCGAGUACAGUUUCUCUCUCUGCUCCGAGCUCAUGCGUGAAGUUUUGGACGAGACUAUCAAGAAAACUGCCGCGUCUGAAAUACAGGAGGCGUUGGAUGAGAAAGCCGCCCUAGUGUCUCGCUGCACUGAGGAGGUCUGCUCUGUUUUACUGGAGGAGACGCUGGACUCGGACAUCGCUCUUUUGGUCCAACAAAUCCUGGAUGUGGAGCUGCAGCAAAUACAGAAGUACAUCAAGAGGUGGCGUGACGUGGUGUUCCUGCGGCGUCAGUUGAAGAGGCAGAUGAGGGCGUUCCCGGCCGCUCCGUGUUUCGUGGACCCUCGGUUCAGGGUGCGAGCGUUGGCUCCCAGCACGCCGGGCCACGCCUCCAUCGAGCUGCUGUCCAAAGGCCUGGUGAACCUGGGCCACUCCGGGAACCUGACCGUGUCCUCCAGCAGGUUGUUGAGAAUCAGAGACGAGGUGAUUCACCAGAUGAGAGUCCAGUACUUCUACCAACUCCUGCUUGACGAGGCGUCCUGGGCUCCGUUGGAUCUUCCCGCUUUAGUGAUGCAACAUCUCCAGAACCCGCCUCCAAAAGUCUUCUGGAAAACUCUGCUCCUGCUACCGAGCGAACACGAGACCGGAGCCAGCGUGGCCGACAGGAUCCUUUGUGAUUGGCUGGAGGUGAAGUUGGGGGCGGAGUCAGAGGACUGUUGUCGUGACGGGACCCUUCACAGCCUCAGUGUCUCCAGCUCGGUUCGGGAGAAGGGAGCGAACACUCAAACUCUGCACAUCGGGGUCAAGGUUUCCCACGGGCCUUUAUCUGAGGACAGUCUGUGUAAAGCGGAGGAGUGCUCUGAGCUCCAGGGCACCGGGGCGCUCCUGAUGCUGCUCCCGGCCUCGGCCCUCCUCGACCCCCGUCAGAGCGACCCGGACGUGCCCCUCCUGUCCGACCCCCGUCAGAGCGACCCGGACGCGCCCCUCGUGUCCGACCCCCGUCAGAGCGACCCGGACGUGCCCCUCCUCUCCAACCCCCGUCAGAGCGACCCGGACGUGCCCCUCCUGUCCGCCCUGCUCCAGCUCAAACAGCUCCAGCAGGUCUGCACGUGGCACUGCCCUCUGCCCCUCGGGAUCCUGGUGCCCGGGCAGGAGAGGGACGAAGGGCACACGGCGAGACUGGACGAAGCGCUGAUGUUGUCCAAACUGGUUGAAGACGGACUCAUCUCAGAGUACAGCUUUUUCUUCCUCCCAGAAACCACCAGUGACCUACAGGCGACCAAAAAGUUGACCGAUUCCUUGCGUUGGCUUCUUUCCCGCGCUCCUCCCGAGUUCCCGCUCUCCUGCCAAACUCUGGUCGGACUCGUGGAAACCGGAUUGAGUCGGGAUUUCAGCUCCAGGGUCUAUUCCCACAGACGGGAGCGCGCCUCGGCCGGCCUGCCCCCGCCGCGCCCCCUGCCCGUGAUCCGCCUGUACAACGCCGUCCUGGAGCACAUCGCUCAGGGGGUGUCCUCUCCAGAGCUGUGCGGACUGUCGUGGCCGCCGGUGGAGUUUUCCGCGCCGGGGACGAGGGAGUUUGUGCCUCACGUCGGGUGGAACGGCUCCGAGCACCUGAAGUGGAUCAGAGACGCCAUCUUGAGUCUGCAGCUGCCAGAGUGGGACAGUGAGUCUCCUACAGACUCUUGGUCCGAAUUGUGCUCCUCCAUCUUCUCCUACGCGGCGCAGAUCCCGGUGUCGCGUCGCUCUCGGCCUCUCCUCACGUCACGCCUCGAUAACCUGCUGCAGCGAGUCCGGACCAGAGCCCGGACCAGGAGGACCCCCGGAGCCAAGGUCUCGUGGAGCUCGUGGGCCCACACAGAGGAGGAAGAGGAGGAGCAGCAGGAGGACUGUCCAGAGUGGGUCCCCUGGGACGAUGUUCUAGUCGUCUGCAUUGACCACAAACUCAAGGACUGGACACUGCCCGGACCCCCAGUCUGUGAAGACGCUGUGACAGAAGAUGGAGAGAUCCUGGUGUAUUUUCCCUCUGAGGCUCUGAGCUGCUUCACUCCUCCAGACGAGUGGAACGAGGCCGUGAAAGAAACACACAGAGAAAAGCAACAACAACGACAACAACAACGGACGAGCGCGGCUGCCAGGGUCCCUCCUCUCUCUCUUUCCCUGCAGAAGAGACUGUUUUUCAGCCCGAAGGAGCCGGAGCAGCUCCCCGAGUCCGGCCUGGACUUCAGUUACACCCCCACACCAGAGGAGGCGCUGGCACACAGAGUCCUGCAGCAGCUCGAGGAGGAGAAGCAGGAGAGCAAGAGGAUGAUGGAGCAGUUCCAGCGCUGGUCUGAAGGGGGUGCUCUGGAGCAGCUGUGCACGCCUCUGUUUAUGCCCUCGUCCACUCUGCUGACCCUGCCCACGCUGGUGCCGCCCCCUACAGGCAGGACCAGGGAGGCCACGGCAAACGCUCAGGUUCUGGAGCCGGAGGCGGGGUCAGAUUUCCCUAAAACUCCUCGUCCGCCUCUGUCCUGGAGGGUGGAGGAGCUGGAGCGUCGGAUCACGGCGAGUCGAGAGGAGGAGCGAGCGACAAAACUGCAGCUGAGUGAACUGUUAAACAUCGUACAAGACUGACUUUAAACGCUCGAGGACAGAAAGAACUGAUAUUUUUAUUACUGAAGUGGACUAUUUUAAACUUUUUUUCAUAAUGUGACUGUUUAAAGUCUUUUUUUAUUGAAUAACUGUAUUUGAAGUGCAGAGAAAUGUUUGAGACUGUUGAG